AUGCUUCCCUCGAAGCCCCCGCCGUUCCGCCCGCCGAAUCGAGCGCCUCAACCGUCCGCUCCUCGACCUCGGCUGGACGACGCGCAACCAAGUGAGACGGCGCCGCCGAACCGCAGACCGACUGCUCCGCCACAGGUCUUCCCGCUCUCGCAGGUCCCGGUCGCGCCUCGAGCCGAGAGGGCAGGAGUACCGCCGCGAACUGUGGGAGGAUGGGCCUCUUCGCCGUCGACUGGUGGGGGAACGGGUGCGAAUGCAGUGAGGAAACCGGGCCAGACUACGGUGGGCGGCUGGGCGCAGCCAGGAGGAAGCGCGAGACCAGGAGGUCCUCCUCAACCGGCGAAUGGUCGAGACGGCGGGUCAUCUGCUCCUCCUGGGCGUAAUGCGUACGCGACAGGCGCCAAUGGCGUCGUUGCGGCACAACCUGGACGUGCAAGCGGGUCGGGAGGAGUUGCCGCAUCAACCGGAUACCUCGCAUCAACCUCGACUUCCUCGCAACCUGUCUCUGCCACGCCCAUCCCUGUUCCCGCCAACCCUCGUUCUACUCUCUACGUCACUCAACUCCCCUCCACCGUCACAGAAACCGAUCUGCGCGCCACGUUCUCACCUUACGGCAACCUCGUUCGCGUCUCCCUUCGCACGCAAGCGCCCGUCUUCGCCCACAUCGUCUUCUCCUCGGCCCACGAAGCUCUCUCGGCUCUCGAAGCGCUCGACGGCCGACAGCCGACACUUCUUUCACCCGCCUCGAGUGCUGAAGCCGGUUCGAGCAAGGGGAUGAAGAUUGUGUUCGCGGAGACUUCGGACGAACGCGAGGCGAGACGGGUCUCGGGCGGCGGAUCUACACCCGCAGGUCUCUUCCGCGUUCCGGAGACGCCAGAACCGAGCCAGACACAACUCAAGCAGGAUCCGAGCCCGCAGAAGGCGCAACCCGCGGCCCCGGCGCCUACGAAUGCUCCACCUGCUGCGCUGGAGCCCGCGGUGCAGGGUACGGAGAACGGCGCCGUACCGGAUGGGCAGAUUGGAAUGCCUACCGGAGACUGGGCUCAGAAGGAAAACGCCAGCAAAAUCGCACCACCAGCUCUUCACUACCAGCAACACGCCCUUCCCUCGCGAGGAUACGGCUACCGCGAGGCUAAGAAAGGCCGCAUCACGUAUCUCUGCACCUACGAACUGCCGCCGGAAGCGUUCGCGGCGGCGAGUGAGGACGUCGAGGCCUUCGCCAAGUCCUUAGAGCCACAGGUCGCGGCUUCCGGCGGGAUGAGCGUGUUCAAAGCACAUCUCGGCCACAAGGACGACCCGCGAACCCGGCAUACCAUCAAAAUACGCUUCGUCGUCCCGCCCGAGACGGUCAUGCAGCUUUCGCGCGAACGCAAGCCGUCGGAGAAGCAGAAGCAAAAGUCAAAGGAUCGAGCAGCGGCGCACUAUGCCAAGAAGGUUGCAGAGGGUGCGGCUGCUCAAGCCGCAGCUUCUCGACCGGCUGCUGGAUCAGGCGAUGGACACGCGAACGAAGGAGCUGCGGACGCAGACGGAGAUGGCGACGUUGCGAUGGACGUCAAGCCGGAUGUGCUCAGCGAAGCUGCCCUAAUGACGGUCCAGCCGGCUCCCCUUCGAAUCCCGGCAACACCUCCUCCAGCUGUCCCUCGGCCCGUCGAGACGCAGGUGUCCGCCUACGCCGCUCCUCCGCCGGCGCAAUCAACCGAGCCGACCGUCACCGAAACGCUCGACGACGACGGCAUCAUAUCCCUGCGCAUACCUGUCCCUCCGUCCGCCCUCACCGCUCCGGACGCCGCCCGACAGAAGCGGUCGUUCCUCGUCUCGCAAGUCAAGAGACUUGGUGCGGAGGGAAAGAUCGUGCUUGGCAGCCGGAUUGAAGGCGACUCAGUCGUCGUGAGCUUCAUGCAGGACGAGGAGAGCCAGGGCCGGGUGGCGGAGGCGCAGGUCGAGACUGCGGGCGCGGCUCCUGCUCGAGCCGAUUCCGUCGUACGUGCGGAGGAGCCUGUUCGCUUGGACGAGGAUGUCAAGCCAGUCAUCGAGCGCGCGCCCGAACCUCCUCGACCUGCGCAACCCGAGGAGCUCCGACAGCUUCAGCCUGUUACGCCACCUCGACAAGACGAGCCGCAGCAGAUGGACGUUGACGACGAGGUCGACCAGCUUGCGACGCCUACACCAGAACCGGAUCUCGCGCGCUUCCCGUUGCCGAUCAUGCUGUCGAGCCGUGCGGACACGAAGGAGACGUACGAGAUUGUCAACAGCUUCGUCCAGGAGUACUUCCGCCGUUUCGACAGCGCACGGAGCUCGCUCGAGCUCAUGUACACGCCCAACGCUACCUUCUCCCUCCGAGUCGACGCCAAGACGCCCGCUCGCCUCCCCUUCCCGCCAAUACCUUUCGCGAAAAGCUGGCUCGUCAACGCCGGCAAAGUCGCCUCGACGCCAACGGCAAUCACGAACGCCAUCCGCCUCCUCCCGACGGGCUCGCACGACCUCGGCCGAACCGUCUUUACAGCCCGCUCCAUUCCCGAGCUGCAGGUCAAGAGCCGCUCGCCGCCUCCAAUCGUCCUGCACCUCGUCGGCGAUUACGAGGAAUUUCCGGAGAAGACGAUCCGCCUCUUCAGCCGCACCUUCGUCAUCGUGCCAAAGAGUCGCGCGCAGGGCGUGAACGGUGCCGAGAAGACCGAGUUUUGGGUCCACUCGGACCAGCUCACCGUCUCGCACAAGGUCCCUGGCGAGCCGUUCUCGCUGCCGGUUCUGCAGACUCCCUUCUCGCCGUCUCGCUACCCUUUCAUCGCACCCGCGAACUCCACCUCCGCAAGCUCUACGACUGCCGCGUCCGCCGUUCGCGCCCAGCCUGUUCCGCCUUCAGCACAACCGGUCGCCCUUCCGGCACCUGCUCCAUCACGACCCUUCUCACAAUUCCAGCCGCAUCCCGGCAUGGCUCGCCUGCAAGCGCCCGAAUCCCCUGCCCAGCCAGCCCAACCAGUCGCCGGUCCUUCGUCGGUCGCUGCGCCGGUCCCUGCGCCGCCAGUCGCGCAGACAGCACCUCAACCUGCCGCAGUCCCACCUCCUUCGACCUCUCGCGCUUCGUCCGCCCAUCAGCAUGCAGCAGCGCCGCAGCCUCAGCCUCUAUAUCAAGAACCCGCGCCAGCGCAGCACUCGCUUCAUACCGAACAGCCAGGCGAUGUCAUGGUUCUCUCCGACUCGUCCACCUCCGUCUCUCCCGAAGUCGAGCGUCGUCCUUUGUCGAGGCCUUCGAAGACGAGUCUCGGCAAGCGCCCGGCGGUCGAGUAUCGUUCGGAUGCCGACUCGGGCUCGAACCAGGAGCGGCGGAAGAAGAAGACAGACAGCAUGCGUGCGACGACGUCAGCGAUUCAGCGCGUGACAGAGUCUGCAGCGGCGGCGGGUCAGGCGCCGUCGGCGGACGAGCUGAGGCGACUGGUUCAGCAGGAAGUCGCGGCUCAACUCGCUGCUCGCGGCGGAUCUACCUCGGCCAGGUCAACAGAUGACGAGGAGGCUGCCUUGCCUGUGGCGACUGCCAAGCGUCAGCCUGCAAAGGAGAAGGAUCGUCGUGUCGAUAAGGCGGCGAAGGUCAAGGCGAAGCAGGUGCAGAAGGAGAAAGCGAAGCAGGUGGAGGCCCAGGAGCCAGACCUCGGUACGGGUCUCGGCGUCGACGACGGUCGCAUCUUGCUGCGCACGCAGUCUCACUCACAGCUGCAUAGCUUCGACGGCCGCUCGAACAAGCUGCGGCACAUGAUCGACACAGGUCCCUCUUUCGUCGCCGUCUCACACAUCGGCGACAUCGUCCAGUUCAGCUGCCCGCCCCACACGCUCACUUCGACAGUCGAGAAGCUCUGGACCUCGAAGGACGACACGUUCCGCGUCGAUGACUUUGCCUGGUCAGACUCGAAGGACACGCUCAUCGUCGGCUACCUCGGCGCGAAGGAAGGGAGGGAGACGGUCAAGCCGCCGAGCCAGGUCGUGCUCUUCAAGCGCGAGCAGGACAGCAGGCUCGGCGCGAGGCUCAUCGAGACCAAGGUUCCGACGAAGCCGCACACGCUUGGCGGCGUGACGGCGUUGACGACUCUGCCCGGUACCGGCCGCCUGCGCUUCGUGACAGGAGGGGAGGACAAGAAGAUCUUCCUCUGGACUCGCUCGCGCGCGACGCAAGAGAUCACCGCCGUCAACAUCCGCUCCGAGCACUCGUCGAUGAUCACGAGCCUUGCGCCGCUCGCUGGCGAGGAGAACCGCAUCAUGUCCAGCGGGAAGGACAAGCGGGUCUUCGUCUACGACGUCGACAACCAGCAUUCGACGUGGCAAGCGCUGCUCGACAAUCCGGUCAUGACCGUCGACCCAGUUCUUCAAGAUCCCCACCUUCUCCUCGCUCGUAUGGGAUCGCCCUCGAACCAGUUUGCGGUCUACGACAUCCGCCGUCCCGCCGGCUCGAAGGCGGUCCUCACCUUCGGCUACGACCUCGCCCCGCACCGUACGUCCUCCGGCGCCCUUGCUCCGACCAACAUGGGACGCUACCUCCGCGGCUCGCAGUGCGAUACCGUCUUUGCGUUCCCUGACCACGAGACGGGCGUCAAGCUGUGGGACCUCCGCAACGUUCGCACUGCGCAGACCUCGUCGAACCUCAAGCAUCAGGACCUCCAGGCCGUCGGGCGGUCCAAGGUCGUCUCGACCGUCUUCAAGAGCCGGAGCGAGUUGUGCACGAUGGAGAUGUCGCAUUUUAAUCGCAUCGGCAUCCGUGGCUGA
Molecule: messenger RNA, 4746 nt
Organism: Rhodotorula toruloides NP11
Lineage: Eukaryota; Fungi; Basidiomycota; Microbotryomycetes; Sporidiobolales; Sporidiobolaceae
Product: nucleotide binding protein
Exons: 9
Coding region: 1-4746 (1581 amino acids)
Molecular function (GO): protein binding; RNA binding
Source: RefSeq, a predicted model, not a curated record